This is a messenger RNA of Brassica oleracea var. oleracea, 657 nucleotides long. RefSeq names its product jacalin-related lectin 25-like. NCBI's taxonomy places the organism in Eukaryota, Viridiplantae, Streptophyta, Magnoliopsida, Brassicales, Brassicaceae. The transcript has 3 exons. The record is from RefSeq and is a predicted model, not a curated record. Bases 25 to 657 code for a protein of 210 amino acids.
AAUGAACUCCAUAAAUUAAAAUGCAUGAAGACUCUUUUUGGGUUUUAUAUUUAUGACCUUUCUUGGUAUGUCAUUUUCUAUUCCUUCGAAACUAUGGUAUCUGCUUCUUCUAGAGAGAUGAUAAGAGCAGGAUCAGUGGGAACAAGAGCGACAUAUGACGAGCCAUAUGAUUCUGAUGGUGAGGAGACAGCUGACACUGAAUGGGACGACAAGGGACGGACCAUGAUCUCUUACAUUUACGUCUCUUUUGAUAGAAUCAUAAGAUCUAUUCAGUUUGGCUACUAUGAAAAUGAAGCUCUAGUCCUGUCUGAAAAGUAUGGUUCCUCUGACGAUCAUUAUACUAACCUUUCAAAUGAGUUUGUGGCGGUGAAACUGGGUAAAGAUGAAUAUGUGACUGGAUUGAGUGGAGAAUUGGGAUUGUGUGAAGGAAUCAGAAACUUGACGUUUCACACUAACCUUGGGAAGCACGGACCCAUUGGAAAGUUCGAGUAUAAUAACUACACAAGUGGCUCCAAUGUCAUUGAUCCAGAGAUACGUGAUCGACGUGGGUUUGGUGGUUUCUAUGGGUCUUACAAUUCAAACGGUCUAUCAUCUAUUGGUAUCUAUGUGAGUCCUACUGCAAGUUCCGAGACAGUGGUUGAAAGUGAAAACAUUUGA